Lasiosphaeria miniovina is the source of this 3132-nucleotide messenger RNA. RefSeq lists its product as uncharacterized. NCBI's taxonomy places the organism in Eukaryota, Fungi, Ascomycota, Sordariomycetes, Sordariales, Lasiosphaeriaceae. Gene Ontology annotation, cellular component: nuclear pore outer ring. Gene Ontology annotation, biological process: mRNA export from nucleus; positive regulation of DNA-templated transcription; protein import into nucleus. The record is from RefSeq and is a predicted model, not a curated record. The transcript is spliced from 2 exons. Bases 1 to 3132 code for a protein of 1043 amino acids. Gene Ontology annotation, molecular function: structural constituent of nuclear pore.
AUGACGAGCACCAAGCCUCUGCAGCCCCUCCCUGGACCAUCGUCCUCGUCCAGCAAAACGCUCUUCGCGCAGCAGCGGAACACACCUCUCGGCCGCUCGAUUCGCGGACAGAAAGCGCACCAGCCCUCGCGCCUCAGCCGAGCCAUUGCCGUGGAUGACGACGACCAAGACGACAAGCCUAGUGGCAGGCCCGGCACCUUUGCGAUACCCUUUGACGAUAGCGACGGCGAAGAGGAUGAGGAUGAGGACGACGAUGACGACGACGACGACGACGACGACGACGACGACCUGCAAGAACAACGAGAGACCGGCCACACUCUUAGCCCAAGGGACGUCCCUAGCUCCGGGGAUGAAGGAGAUAUGUGGCUAGACAUGCCCGAGGACACGCCCGCUGGCAAUGGCGGCUCCAUAGGCGACGAGUCGGAUCUCAUGAUGCUCGCCACGCCGGCCGCGACGGAACGCGUGCGCAAAGAGGCCGAGGACAUCUUCCGUGCGUCGGCGAUACAGUCGGGCGGGGCGCGGCGGCGCGAGUUCAGAUUUGCCGCACUGGCCAAGGACGCCUACAGCCAACUAGGCGUUGCCAGCGUCGUCGAGCCGCCACAGCUGAUCCUGAGCACCGAGGCAGCCAUUAACCGCCUGUACGACGACGGCGUGGGCGAGGCGGACGACGAGGAGAAACUCGAGGACACGCUCGCCGCGGCGGCGGGCAAGGUGGCUUCGCUCUGGAAGGGCUACGCAGAUAAUAUUCCGCGGUCCGACGAAGAGCACGCCGCCGAGAUCGGCCCCGGCCCUAACGCGACGGCCUUCGAGAAGGCGAACUACCUAGCAAACCUGGCGCUUCAGAUCCACCACACGCGCUACGACGACGGCCGGGCGGGCGGCGCCAAGGCAGAGCCGCUGCCCGAGACGCUGUUUCGCUGGCUCAACGACUACCACAACCUGUACGACGACCAGGUCGACGAAAUACUUCGCCACAGGCCCAGCCCGGCCUGCCACAGCUUGUUCUGGCAGGCUAUCUUCAUCGCCCUGCUGCGUGGAAGAGUCUCGGAUGCAGCAAAGCUGCUCCGACAGGCGGGCUGGGGCCACGUCAGGAGGACUCAACGUGGCGAGUACGCCUAUGUUGACCGGGCGCUCGAGAAUGUCCAGCGGGCUACGGAAGAGACGGUCAGAAUGCUCGAAACCUGUCCCGGCUUCGAGGAGAAGUGGGACAUUUGGAGCAGCGACUGGACUCUGUUCCGUGUUAGGGCACAGGGAGCUCUCGACCACCUACGUCGCUUUGCCGAGGGAAAAGAGGGCGACAUGGGCGAGUCUACCAUGGGGUUGUCGACACGGAGCCGCCAGUCAAUGGCGGGAUUAGCCCGACGAGCCGAGAGCCAGGUGCCGUGGGAGAUUUACGAGAACCUGAUAAUCAUCUUCGACAUUGUUCUCGGAUCUCAAGCCGCCAUCUUGGAAACGGCGCAGGACUGGUGCGAGGCUACGGUCGGUCUCUUUGGCUGGUGGGAUGAGCGGAGGACGGAGCAGGGCCCCAACUUCGGAACGGCAUCGCUGUCGCGGUCCAAGAUGCUGGUGCUGGCUUCCAACACGGGAGACUUUGACAGCUAUCUCGACAGACUGGCCCGUGCCUUUCACGCAGCCGUCGAGUCCAACUUCCACUUCAACUCGCUCAACACGAUCGAAAUCGGCAUGGCCUGCGUGUUUGAAGACAACAUCAAGGCUGUCAUUGGUCUCCUCCGCGGCUGGUCGCUCCCUGUCGCCUCGGCCGUGGCUGAGAUUGCGUCUCUGGGGAGGUGGCUGACCCCCCACCAGCCGUCGGGCAUGUUUGGCAUGGAAGACCUGACCAUUGACGACCUGGAGGUCCUGGGCGUGGAUCCAGGCGACUCGGACGAGGUCGACGGGAUCAAGGAUAACACCCUGGUCCAGUACGCUCUCGCCGUCGCCGACUAUGAGGGCCUGUCGUCGGUGCGAGAUAGGACUGGCACCGCGCGGGACGGCUGGGAACUAGCCAUUCACGUCCUGGGCCGCAUGGACUCGCCGCGGCGCUCCGAGGAAAUGGUGGGCAUGCUCAUCAAGCACCUCAUCGAAGGCCUGCAUGUGGAUUCGAGCGCUACGGUAGAUAAGAUAUGGACGCUCUUGAACGAGCUGGGCAUGAUUCCGUACGCCGAGGAGACUGUAGAAACGUAUGGAGACAUUCUCGCGCGCGACUCGCACCGCUACGGCGAGGCAAUGUGGUACUAUGCACUGGCGCACCGGCCAAACAAGGUCCGCCAGGUCAUGAACCUGCUCAUCUCGUACUCGCUCAUCCAGUCGACGGCAUACCCAGCCUCCAACGACCUCGACGACCACCUGCGCAAGCUGCUCACAGACCGCAACCAAACGCUGGAGCAGUGCGCCAAGCAGGACCUCGAGGCGGCCGAGCUCUUGGGAAAGAUGCUCAGCGGAUACGCGUCGCUGCGGCAGUUCUACAACAUUCGCGACGACAGCGAGAGCAUCAUAGCAUCGCCUACCGCGCGGCGCCAGCAGGCGGCGACCGCGCUGCUGAGCGUCGUCGCCAGCUCCGACGAUAACAUCCGGGGCGGCCUCUUCGACCAGUCGCGCGACGGCAUCGUCAGCGAGGACUUCUUGCUCGCGCUUCUGGGCGAGACGCUCGUCUUUGUCACGGACGCGGAGAGCACAAACGUUCACGACCAGGCGCACGCGCACGCCGCGGGCCUGCCUACCGUUAUCACGCUCGACCAGAUCGACACAAUCCUCAAGGCCAUCGAGGACCUCGAGGCCGUCGGGUCCCGCGUCUACGACGCCUGCGACGAGUUCCUCCAGCUCGUCCUCACCUCGGCCCCGGGAGGCCUGCUCAAGGGCUCCACCCCUGCCGACCUCCUCAAGAAGAGCACCUCGGGGGCCGGCGGCAGCUUCGUGCUUACCGGCAGCUCCCUCGUCGCCAGCCAGCUGCACCGCUCCCUCGCCGGCGGCGCUGGCCUCAAAGCCGCCGCUGCCAACGUCAAGCGCGGCUGGGACUGGCGCGCCGGGCUGCCAGCCAGGACGUCCGGGAAGGAUGUCAUGCGCCGGCUGCGGACGGGGCUCGCCAAGGACCUGGCAGGGUUGUGGCUAGCCGAGGCGGACGGCGGCGUGUGGUGA